Molecule: messenger RNA, 3240 nt
Organism: Malassezia pachydermatis
Lineage: Eukaryota; Fungi; Basidiomycota; Malasseziomycetes; Malasseziales; Malasseziaceae
Product: nuclear cohesin complex subunit
Exons: 3
Coding region: 1-3240 (1079 amino acids)
Biological process (GO): sister chromatid cohesion
Cellular component (GO): chromatin; nucleus; cohesin complex
Molecular function (GO): chromatin binding
Source: RefSeq, a predicted model, not a curated record
AUGGCACGACCUCGACGCAGUGCUGCCCAGGCUGCCCAGGUAGCGCUAGCGCGGGAUGAUAGUGAGUCCGACUCGGAUUUGUCUCCGCCACCGUCACCUCCGCGACCAGCGCCAAAGCGAGGACGACCAGCCGCGCCUGUCGAUGCCAUCGAAUCAGACUCGUCUCUCUCCGAACUGUCAGAGGAAGAAGAGGCACAGCCUGCAGCAAAGCGUGUGCGACAGGUCAAGUCAGCUGUAGAUGUAACGACUUUGGGGGACAAUGAAAUCUUUCAGGCUGUCAUGCAAGCGAACAACCUGGACGACGCGGCGGAAAACUGGAUUGUAGGGUUCCAGUCAGACUCAGGAGAGGCGUUAUCUCAGCUCCUUACCUUUCUAUUACGUCUUUGUGGAUGUGGUGAGAGCGUUUCUCGAGAAGAGGCUCUCGAUCGUGAGAAUAUGGAUACAAUAUUGGAGCGCUUGCAAACCGAAGUGGCACAACACGCAUCAGCGCAAUACCCUAUUGUCUCACGAAAUAAGACCAUGAAAGGAAUUAGGAGGAGUACUCGUGAAUUUUUGGACAAGCUCUUUUCCGGUGCGUCCGAAGCUGAUAUGUUGGGCGACGAGGAUUUCCUCGAGACCUGGCUGCAAUGGCUUAUUGGAAUGUCGGUAUCGUCUCUUCGGUCAUUCCGACACACAGCUACUGUGGUAGCUCUGUGGACAGUCGGUGCAUUGUCAUACCAGCUGGAGCAAGUGCGUGAGCACUAUGAUGUGGCUGUGAAGCAGCGGGAUGCUGAGGCCAAGCGAGAUGGUGGUAAUCGGACACGUUUGGCUCACACGGCUGAGCGAAUGGAGCAACUGGAUGCAUUGCGUGACUCCCUUGAUGCACACUUGAAUGAGCUGCAGAUGCAAGUAUUCGAUCCACGAUCGCGGGAUUUCGAUGCUGCCAUUCGACUCGAUUGUAUGGAGUGCCUCGGUCAGUGGAUGACGUCGUAUCCUUCUCAGUACCUGCAAGACUUUUAUUUCCGGCAUAUUGGCUCGGCCCUACAAGAUCCUGAUGUGCAUGUGCGUCUAUCUACGCUUAAGACAGUACAAGCUAUCUGCAAGCCGGUAAAUGCUAUUCAGCUUGUUCCCUUGGCAGAGGCACAGAAGAAACGGAUGGUUGAUAUCGCCCUGUACGAUGUAAAUCUAUCAGUUCGAACGACAGCCUUCUCCGCGUUGGAAUCCUUGAACAAGCAAGACAUGCUCAGCAACGAAGACCGAGCUGCACUUGCUGUGCAUAUCUUUGACAAGGAGGCGCCCAUCCGUAAAGCAGCUGCUUCCUUCCUUGUUGGACUAUUGGAGACCGACGUAGCUCACAGCAGUGACGUCCCUGAAUCCAUGGCUCAUGUCUAUGGUCUACUGUGUCUCCUAGCAAAGUAUGAUCAGCAGUUGAAACAGCAUGAUACGGUGCCGUUGGAUGCCAAUGACUUUGAUUUGGUCAAGCCAAAGCUGGGCCGUAUUCAUGUGGCUAUGGAGGCCCUGUGGGACGCGACAGAGUUUGUCCAUCCAUGGCAAUCCUAUAUCGAUCUUCUCCAUGACGAGUCUGCGCCAGAAUUAGAUGCAGCGCAGGAGGCCAUUGCUGUGGAAAUGCUGGCUUCUGUGAUGCAAAUUCUACAGGCACGUCAUGAACAGGACAGCGAGUCGCUUGAAUGGGAAGCGUACAGCACAAGUAUGAUUGAUGCUCUUCCGAAACUGUUGGCUAAGUACGCAGGUGAUGCUGCACGCAUAUCCGAUCUGCUUCUCAUUAUCCCGGCUAUGGACCUCGACGUGUACCAUGAGACUCGCAAUGAACAGGCAUGGGACUCUUUAUGGGACGAUGUUUGCGGGCAUUUCAUGCGACAUGUGGAUGCUUCGCUAUUGCAGCAUGCCGCUGAUGCAUUGCGCCUUUUCUUGAUAUCCCCCACAGACACAAGUGUGAAUGGUGCGAAACUGCUUGCACUGCAAGAGACUGUGCUAAACAAGCUGCAGGAUACGUUGUACCAACGGCAAGUCGAUGCUACUGUCUUUACGGAAGACGAUGUGCACAAUCUGCAUGCAAGUUUGGCACGGCUUCACGCUCUAUUAAAGGUCGUUGAUGUGCAUACCCUGUUAGAUGAUGACCUUUGGGACCAGGUAAUGGCUCUAGCACGCCGUGGCCGCUUGAACUACCCGCAAGAAAAACAGUUUGUGCGAUUGGCAUUGCAAUCUCUAGCGCUUAGUAUCAUGUGGGCUACGAAGGCUCUUUUGAAAGACGACGAUCAGGCUACGCCCAUGGAAAAACUCCUUCAUCGACGAGAUGCAUUGCUUGAUAUGGCAACGUCUUAUUUGGACGUAGGCUCACAUGUGCAAUCCACAUCAUGGCAAGUGGUCGUCAUGCUGUAUACACUGUUCUUCACUAUGCACGGCAAAGAUGCUACAGAGAACGAGCAUGCUAUGCAUCUAGUAUGCCCAAGGGAAAUCCAGCAGCGCUGUGCUUCCGUUUUUGCGUCAGAAAUGCACGCUCUCAUUCCUGCCUUCCACGAAAAUGCUACGUCAAAUGCCUCACGCAAGACGACAAUUGCCAUGUUAGAGCCAUCUCUGUUAUCUCUUCACUUAUACUUAUGCUCGAUGACGUCGACAUUUGUGGCCGCACUCCAAGUGGGAGCGUUCUCGGUCUCACAUGCAUCUGCCAUGCUCCAGUACUAUGCUCAAUUUGGCCAUGAUUAUGACACCAUGUGCCACGAGGUGAUCUCUGUCCUUCGAGAUGAUGCUUUGCAUUCUGAACGGGAUUGGCUCGUUGCGGAAACAAUUGUGGAAACAUUAAAAGGCAGCUUUGCUGUAUUUUCACUGUACGGAGACGAUGUGAUGGAGGCGCACUAUAUUGCACUUGCUCGACAGUUGGCCAAUGCUACCAUGGUUCGAGGGCCAGGCUUCACAGUUCUCGAGUCAUUGAAUGGAAGCGCAAUGGUAACACUCCAUGUGGCUGCUAUCCAGCAAUUCAUUCAAUACAUGCAAGACUCAGAUAACGACGAGAAAACCCCAGUGUUCUUCAAGGGGUUAUCUCAACUCCUCACCACGUUGAAGCCAGCGGAUGCCAUGACAGUGCACUCGACGAUGCAUCAACGCCUUGCCGCCGCUCAAAUUGAGCCAGUCUCAGGUGCAAAGGCAUGGGAUGCUUUUUUUUCAUAUGACAAACGUCUACUCAAUGUGGCGGCCAAGGAUGACAGUAUCGUCAAAGAGGCGCAGCACUAUAGCGCAGCAUAA